Messenger RNA from Stereum hirsutum FP-91666 SS1, 1428 nucleotides. Its product is annotated as S-adenosyl-L-methionine-dependent methyltransferase. The transcript has 11 exons. Gene Ontology annotation, molecular function: O-methyltransferase activity. Bases 1 to 1428 code for a protein of 475 amino acids. Lineage: Eukaryota; Fungi; Basidiomycota; Agaricomycetes; Russulales; Stereaceae. The record is from RefSeq and is a predicted model, not a curated record.
AUGACCUCUAUACAAGUGGCACGCCAACUCUUGGCCCAUAUGGGUGAAUCUCUCGAUGUCAUUGAGCAAACUUGCGCCGCCAAUGGAACGAAGCUGCCUGAGUUGAAUGAGCCGUUCUCUCCACCAACCGAAGCGUUCAGGGCGGACCCGAAAGUCGCAGAGGCCGCCAACAUCGCCAGUGCUGCAGCCGUUCACCUCGCCGCUAUCCUCACACCUCCUCAAGUUACCCUUUAUCAUUUUGCCGGCGGCCAUUUUAGGGCUGCGGCCAUUCGUGCUUGCCUUGAGUCAAACAUAACCGAAAUUCUACGCGAAGCUGGACCUGAGGGAUUGCACGUCAAGGACAUCGCGGCAAAGAAUGGCCAGGAUCCUCUCAAACUCGGCCGUUUCCUCCGUUUCCUGGCCACGAACCAUGUAUACCGAGAGGUAUCACCGGACGUGUUUACAAACACACGCAUUUCCAGUAUGCUCGACACAUUGAAGCCCAGCACAGAGAUUAUCGCAAAGCCCGAAUCCAAGCAUAUCGGGACUUUUGGAUUUCCCGCCUUUCUUUCGCACCACCUCGAUGAAGCAUUCAAGGCGGCUGCAUGGUCGUGGGAGGUACUGGAGGAUCCGAAAACGAGAAAAUCCGGAGAUCCCCACGCAUCUCCAUUUUCUCGUGCUCUCAACACUGACCAGACACUCUGGGAGUUUUAUGAGAGACCGGAAGAAUCAUUCCGUCACCAGCGUUUUUCUAUUGGUAUGCACGGGGUUCAGGCGCUCCAGCCUCCCGAUUCCAUUCUUGGUGCCUUCAACUGGAAGAGCCUUCCGGCGGAGUCCCUAGUGGUCGACGUCGGAGGUGGCAUUGGAACGUCGUCCAUGUCGCUCGCCACUCAUUUCCCUCAGCUCAAUAUUGUCGUUCAGGACCUUCCUAGUGUCAUCGAGGAAGGCAGAACUAUAUGGGCGGAGAAGCACCCAGACGCCAUCAAGUCGGGUCGUGUACAACUCGAGGCACACGACUUUUUCAAGCCACAGCCUCACAACGACGCGUCCGUGUUCCUCCUCAAGAUUAUCAUUCACGAUUGGUCCGACGAGUUCUGCGUCAAAUUGCUCGCCCGUCUCAGGGAGGCCGCCACGAAGGACACGGUUCUCUUGCUUAUCGAGAGCAUCAUGCCGUUCGCGUGCCACGAUAGCCAGGGAGAUGAUAAUUACGAAAUCCCAGGCGCAGUACCUCACGAGGCCCCUGCCCCACUGCUCGCAAACUACGGCCAUACCAACCUGAUGGGAUAUAACGCCGAUAUCGAUAUGUUCUUGCUGUUUAACUCGCAGGAGAGAACGAUCCGCCAUUUCAAUGAUCUUCUGCGUGGCUGCGGGUGGAAGGUCAUUAGAGUGAAUCGCCACGAGGGUGGGGACAGCACAUUUUUGCAGGCGAUUGAAGCGGUACCCUUUUAA